UCGCACUACGUUGUGUCGGCGUCUGGUCGUCAGAAACGUGUGGAAUAUGUUUUGAUCAUGUGAGUUUAUAUUGAACAUACAAGUAGACUGUUGCCGAAGAAAGCCCACAUUCGCGGAAGGUUCUUACAUAUUUAAGUACCUUCACGUUGCGAAUAGUUGUUGUAAGCAAGUGAAAAUCAUCAAGAUGGCUAGGAGCCAGAGUCGAAGUAGAGAGCGGAAGAAAGGUGCCACUGAAAAGAAGGAACGUGGAAGAGAUAGACAGAAGAGAGCAGCAUCCAGCAGUAGUGGAAGUAGCUCCUCUUCAGGUUCAAGAAGCAGAUCAGGUUCAUCAUCAUCGUCAUCAGGAAGCAGCAGCUCUGGCAGCAGCAGCUCAGGAAGCAGUUCCCGAUCAGGGAGUUCUAGCUCAAGCCGGUCAUCAUCAAGUAGUAGCUCUGGUAGUAGUCGCAGUCGCAGCAGGGGACGCAAAUCAUCAUCUCCACGCAAACGCAAGCGUAGCCCCACUCCCAAGCCAUGCAAAGUUCACGUUGGUCGACUGACCCGAAAUGUGAACAAGGAACACAUUCAGGAGAUCUUCUCUGUGUAUGGCACCAUCAAGAAUAUCGAGAUGCCGACUGAGAGAGUUCACCCAUACCACAGGGGCUUCGCUUAUGUGGAAUACGACGGCCCUGAGGAAGCAGAGAAGGCAAUCAAAUACAUGGAUGGAGGUCAGAUUGAUGGACAAGAGGUGACGGCAGCUGCUGUGUUGGCACCAAGACCAGUGCCACGCCCUCCUCCACGUCGUAGUCCUCCACGUCGACCACCCCCAAGAUGGAGGCAGUCCCCUCCAAGAUACAGAGACAGAAGGAGAUCUCCUCCCCCACGACGACGUUCACCACCAAGACGACGGUCUCGGAGCAGGUCAAGGUCACCUGCAAGACGCAGACGGUACAGUCGAUCCAGUUCCAGCUCAUCCCGAUAGUAUUGCGACUUGUCACCACUGACCCAUUCCUUAAACGUAUAUUUUCAUGUCUUGUUUGGUUGUAAACAACGAUUUUAGCUCUAAUGUCUUCUAGUUUCCAUGUACCAUGUAUACAACCUAUAAUUAUAUUGUGUUUAGGUAUCAAAAUUUGGCAGUGGAAUCAUCUGUUACACAAGACAUGUUACAAUACAAUGUUGAUGUGUAUACAGUCAUGAUUUCGAGUGAUUGAAAACGUUUCCAAUGACAAAUGUUACCACGUUGGUUUUGUGACAAACAAUAAAGCUGAUAUCUUGAAAUUCCUGGCAUUGUGAGAUAUCUAUUAACACAGCACAGAAACAAACUACCAGUAGCGACCAUGAAUAUUCUUGGGGAUAUAUUUUUGUAGAAUUUAUGUAUGAUUACAUGAAAUAUCCUGAAAAAUAUUUGUGAUGCCUUACUAUAUUUGUUAUGAUAGUUCUUGUGUCAAAAAUCACUGCUUCAAGAUAUUUCUAAUUUUGAUUUAUUUGAGUUAGACAUUAUUUGAAUAGCAAUGUCGAGACUUGCUAUUCACAGGUACAAUAUUAUGUUCUACAGGUAUCAACUAGUUGAUGUAUCAAACCAUUCAGUUGUAGGGAAAUUGUCCUUAAUUUGUAAUCAUGUUCAUUUUAUUCAUUAAAGAUUUUACAUCAGAUAUA
This is a messenger RNA of Haliotis rubra (blacklip abalone), 1632 nucleotides long. Its product is annotated as RNA-binding protein with serine-rich domain 1-like. The coding region runs from base 185 to 958 and encodes 257 amino acids. Gene Ontology annotation, biological process: mRNA splicing, via spliceosome. The transcript is spliced from 6 exons. Lineage: Eukaryota; Metazoa; Mollusca; Gastropoda; Lepetellida; Haliotidae. Gene Ontology annotation, cellular component: ASAP complex; nucleoplasm; cytoplasm. The record is from RefSeq and is a predicted model, not a curated record. Gene Ontology annotation, molecular function: RNA binding.